GCUAAAGCUUGGUCAUUUCCCUCCUUCUCCUUCCCUCUGGCUCUCUACCAACUUCCUCCUCCAGCCAGGGCAGGGUCCUCAGCUCCAACCAGCUCCUCCCUGGUCCUCAUAGCUCUCCCCGCAGCACACUCGGCCAGGGGCCCUGAGGAGAGCAGACCGAUGUCCGUGGACAUGGAAACUGCAGACGGUGGCGAGGUGGCGCCCGAGGCCCCGCAGCCCACCCAUGUCAGUGUGCACAUCCACCAGGAGUCGGCUCUGGCCAAGCUCCUGUUGGCAGGAUGCUCUCUGCUGCGGCUCCCAGACCCCGCCACGGGCACAGCCUCCCAGACCCUAGGCAGCAGGCGGCUGCUGGUGGCCUCCUGGGUGGUACAGCUGGUGCUAGGUGUCCUGAGUGGCAUCCUGGGGGGAUUCCUCUAUACCUUCCAGCACACCAAAUUGUGCUACUCGGGAGCUGCCAUCUGGACCGGGGCUGUGGCUGUGCUGGCUGGAGCUGCUGGAUUCCUUUAUGAGAAACGGGGUGGAAUCUGCUGGGCCCUGCUGAGGACCCUUCUUGCAUUGGCAGCUUUCUGCACGGCCACUGCAGCCAUCAUGAUUGGGGCUAGUAAUUUCAACCAGUAUCGCUACUAUAUUAAUGACAAUGACUGUAAAGUCUACUCAGCGGGUUGGCCCACUGUAGCCCCCACCACCCCAAGUCCCCAAGAAGUCACAAGGCUAAUCCUGUGCAUCUCCCAGGUGAACAUACUGAAGGCCCUGUUCAUAAGCCUCGAGGUCAUGCUCAUGGGUGUCUGGGUUCUGCUGCUUCUGGCAUCUCUGGCCCCCCUGUGUCUGUACUGUUGGAGAAGAUUCCCCCCUAAGAAAAAAAGACACGAGAAGAAACUGCUGGGAGUUAGUGGGAUCUAGCCCUGACACUCAUUCCUGGUACACCUGCUCUGGCUGUCCCUGCAUCUGACUCUUGGAAGAAGCAGCGAACUGGAGGGAAGAGACUCCAACAGCCCAGUUACGUUUGCCCCACAACAUGGCCAUGCCCCCACCACCCACCAUCACCGCGGCUCCUGCACCCCUUCCCAUCCCACCCCCCGGGCAGUAAUUUGAUAAUAAACUCUCGUGUUACUG
Sciurus carolinensis (gray squirrel) is the source of this 1113-nucleotide messenger RNA. It is a transcript of the gene Tmem176a, whose product is annotated as transmembrane protein 176A. Lineage: Eukaryota; Metazoa; Chordata; Mammalia; Rodentia; Sciuridae. The record is from RefSeq and is a predicted model, not a curated record. The transcript has 7 exons. Gene Ontology annotation, cellular component: membrane. The coding region runs from base 160 to 900 and encodes 246 amino acids.